AUGAGAAUUCACACUGGAGAGAAACCAUUCACUUGUGAUCAGUGUGGGAAGAGUUUCACACAAUCGUUAAGUCUUAAGGUACACAUGAACAUCCACACUGGAGAGAAACCAUACAAGUGUUCACAUUGUGACAAGAGAUUCAGUCGGUCAGGACACCUGAAGAAACACAAGGUAGUCCACACUAGAGAGAAACCACACACGUGUGAUCAGUGCGGGAAUAGUUUCUCACAAAAAACAAGCCUUAUGAUACAUAUGAGAAUUCAUACAGGAGAGAAACCGUUCACAUGUAAUCAAUGUGGAAAGAGUUUUGCAUACUUAGCAAACCUUAAGGUACACAUGAACAUCCACACUGGAGAGAAACCUUAUAAGUGUUCACACUGUGACAAGAGAUUCAGUCAGUCAACACAUCUGAAAACACACCAGAGAAUCCACACUGGAGAGAGACCAUACACAUGUGAUCAGUGCGGGAAGAAUUUUGCACGGAAAGGAAUCCUUAUGACACAUAUGAAAGUUCAUACAGGAGAGAAACUGUACACAUGUAAUCAAUGUGGAAAGAGUUUGAAAUGCAAAUAUAGUCUUGAGCUUCACAUGAGAGUUCAUACUGGAGAGAAACCGUACACUUGUGAUCAGUGCGGGAAUAGAUUCACACAAUCAUCAUGCCUUAAGAAACACAUGAGCAUCCACACUGGAGAGAAACUGUACUCAUGUGAUCAAUGCGAUAAAACAUUUUUGAGGGCUUCAGUCCUAAAGAAACACUUGAGAGUUCAUACAAAGGAGAAGCCACAUUCAUGUUAUUUGUGUGGAAAGAGUUUUUCAUUUCUACAAAAUUUAAAAGUGCAUCAGAAAAUACAUACUGAAAGUGAAGAAAGUGAGGAGAACGAAGAAUUGAGUAAAGAUGAGGAGAAACAUCAAGUCAAAACUGGAGAAAAACCUUCGAGUUGCUCUCAACCCAAACAGAAUGAUUUAAAGAAAAGAGGGGCCAAGAAAUCUUUUACAUGCACUCAGUGUGGAAAGAGUUUGACAAGCAAAUAUGGUCUUGAUGUUCACAUGAGAAUUCACACUGGAGAGAAACCAUUCACUUGUGAUCAGUGUGGGAAGAGUUUCACACAAUCUCUUGAGCUUCACAUGAGAGUUCAUACUGGAGAGAAACCGUACACUUGUGAUCAGUGCGGGAAUAGAUUCACACAAUCAUCAUGCCUUAAGAAACACAUGAGCAUCCACACUGGAGAGAAACUGUACUCAUGUGAUCAAUGCGAUAAAACAUUUUUGAGGGCUUCAGUCCUAAAGAAACACUUGAGAGUUCAUACAAAGGAGAAGCCACAUUCAUGUUAUUUGUGUGGAAAGAGUUUUUCACGUUUUUCAAUUUUGAAAGUGGAAGAGUACAUGUGCUUUGAUUGUGAAAAGACUUUUACUUCAGCGACCUGUACAAAACUGCAUGAGAGGAUCCACACUGGAGAGAAACCUUACAAGUGUUCACACUGUGACAAUAGAUUCAGUCAGUCAGCAAAUCUGAAAACACAUGAGAGGAUCCACACUGGAGAGAAACCUUACAAGUGUUCACACUGUGACAAGAAGAUAUUCAAUAGGUCAGGAGACCUGGAAACACAUGAGAGGAUCCACACUGGAGUGAAGCCUUAUAAGUGUUCACACUGUAACAAGAGAUUCAGUCAGUCAGCACAUCUUAAAAUACAUGAGAGGAUCCACACUGGAGUGAAACCUUAUAAGUGUUCACACUGUGACAAGAGAUUCAGUCAUUCAUCAAAUCUGAAAACACAUGAAAUGAUCCACACUGGAGAGAAACCUUACAAGUGUUCACACUGUGACAAGAUAUUCACGGACUUGCGCACUUUAAAACGGCACCAGAUGAUUCACACUGGAGAGAAACCGUACAUGUGUUCACACUGUGACAAGAGAUUCAGUCAUUCAACAAAUCUGAAAAGACACCAGAGGAUCCACACUGGAGAGAAACCGUAUCACUGCACUGCAUGUGGGAAGCGUUUCAAUCGUUCUUCUGCUCUACACAGGCAUACAAAAAACAAUCACAGUAAGAAGAUCAUCUUCAGAUCCAGCUCUUUCAACUCUGAUGCUGCGUCCUCACCAAAUGUGACACAAUAAUACAUCAAACAGUAAAAUAUCAUCUGGAUAAAUCUGUCCUAACAAGACAUUACAAGCGACAUGACAAAGAAACAUUAUCUAA
This is a messenger RNA of Sinocyclocheilus anshuiensis, 2197 nucleotides long. Its product is annotated as zinc finger protein 729-like. Gene Ontology annotation, molecular function: DNA-binding transcription factor activity, RNA polymerase II-specific; RNA polymerase II cis-regulatory region sequence-specific DNA binding. Lineage: Eukaryota; Metazoa; Chordata; Actinopteri; Cypriniformes; Cyprinidae. The annotation marks the transcript as partial. The transcript has 6 exons. The record is from RefSeq and is a predicted model, not a curated record. Gene Ontology annotation, biological process: regulation of DNA-templated transcription.